AUGGGGGAGAAUCAAAAGGAAACUAGUUUCACGUUUGAGAUAGAUAACUUCUGGGAGAAAGGAGCUGCUGUGAUACGGUUUGUUAAGGUUUAUCCCAAAGGAUACGGUGAUUUUAAAGAUCACUUGUCUGUGCACUUCUGCGUUGCGAGACCUAGAUCACUCAAAGUUGGAUGGAAACGACGAGCUAAUCUUUCACUCCUUCUGUUAAAUCAAUCAGGCAAAGAGCUCUACAGAUCGCCAAACGAUUGCAACUUGUUCUGCGCUCAGUUCUCAAGAUGGGGUACUGAUUCAAGGUUCUUGCCUCUUAAAAAGCUUAGAGAAGAGGGGCUUCUGGAGAACAAACUGAUUGUUCAAGUCGAAAUAAAAUUAGUUGAAAUUGUUGAUCAAGAGGAUGCAACUGACAAGGACAUGUUAGAUGUCCAUGGUUUCCAACUUCUUGAUUCUCAGGUUACUUCAGCGAGUAGGCUUUUCGAGGAUCACCCGGACAUUGCAGUAAAUUUCAUACCAAAGAUCGCAUUGGUGAAGACAGCGUACGUGAGUGCCCUCCUCGGUCUUAUCAAGACACUGAACAAGCCUCCACAUAGCUUCACCGAGACUGAGCUAAAGAAAGCUAAGAGGGAGUUGAAUGAGCUAACAAGAGCGGGGUUUAAGCUAGACUGGUUGGACACAAAGCUUGAUGAGCUUUCUUUUGAUGACAAGGAUCAGAAAGCAAUUUCUUAUGUGGAUCCACUGGAUGACUGGAUCAAAUUUUUAUUUGUUGAUUACUCUUGGAAUGAGUGGAAAAUAUUACCACCCAUCCACGAAGUGCAAAACAAAGGGAUAAUUCUAGAGAUGAGCUUGGAAGAUCGAAACUGUGGAGAAGAUAAGUGUAGUUAG
Molecule: messenger RNA, 876 nt
Organism: Camelina sativa (false flax)
Lineage: Eukaryota; Viridiplantae; Streptophyta; Magnoliopsida; Brassicales; Brassicaceae
Source: RefSeq, a predicted model, not a curated record